AUGCACAUGGCGUCCGAUGCCAGCGUCGAGGCCAAGAUUCGGAUCUUUUACUUCCUCCGCUUCUUCCGCCACGUCAUCCAUCCAAUCGAGCUCUUCGUAGACUACGACAUCAGCGCAACCUCGUGGCUGCGCUGGAUCUUCGCGGACCCCGCGUACCAGCAAUGCUUCCUCUUCAUGUAUUUUGCAACAGCCGACAUCACACAGCAGCGUCCGCCCACCCCGGCAACCCUCUACCACAUGCAGCGCACAAUCCGGCUGCUCAACGAGAGCCUCUCGAGUCCCCACCGCAUGGUCGCGGUGCGGGACUCUACUGUAGCCGUUGUGAUUAUCUUGACGAUUUCUUCGUGCAUGAUGGGGGAUGGAUCGGGGGCGAGUGCGCAUAUUGCGGGGUUGCAGCAGAUUAUCAGGGUCCGUGGGGGGUUGCGUACGUUUGGUAGUGAUGCGAAGUUGUUUAUGAAACUCGGGAGAGUGUAUCUAGUGUACGCUCUGCACACGGGCUCGCACGGGGGUCGCCUGUGCACGUACCCAGCCGCGUACAGCCCACGCUACUACGACCUUGGCGCCCCCGAGAUCCCCACGUCCUGCGUGAACCCGUCCGUCUUCGGAGACGCGGACCCGCGCAUCCUCACCCUCUUCCGCGAAUUGCAGUACUACACAUGCAUCAUCAACAGCGCACACCUCGCCAAGCACCGCCGCCCCGCGGACGAGUUCCACAACACCAUCUGCUCCUUCCAGUAUCGGCUCCUGCAGCUGCAGGGGGCAUUUGAUUAG
This is a messenger RNA of Aspergillus calidoustus, 771 nucleotides long. The record is from the annotation of a GenBank genome assembly. Lineage: Eukaryota; Fungi; Ascomycota; Eurotiomycetes; Eurotiales; Aspergillaceae.